Messenger RNA from Chilo suppressalis (striped riceborer), 4744 nucleotides. The record is from the annotation of a GenBank genome assembly. NCBI's taxonomy places the organism in Eukaryota, Metazoa, Arthropoda, Insecta, Lepidoptera, Crambidae.
GAAGCGUCGAGGCACGGUCGCGCCACUUGACGCUUUGAACGGGCUUACGUUUCUAUGAAAACACGCGUAUCACGAACGCGAAACAAAAACAAAACGAACUCUACCGAAUUUCAUAAUAUCGCGCACAAUCUAACUACAGAAAAGGCAGUAAUAGUGUAUUACGGACGUUUUUAAUAAAAGUGGACGGUUUUUUGUGUUAAUUUGUUAACGUGACUGAGGAACACAAAUUACGGACAGUGACCCAAAUUAUCUAACUCAUCAUGCGUUUUACCAUAAUAAGGACUAUCUGCUAAAUUGAAGCCGAAAUAGAGUUCAUAAAUUGAUGGAUUCUUUACAUCCGACAAGGGGACGAUACGCACAAACACCGACGGAAAAAACAUGACACUGAGCCUACUGUGUCUUGUUUUCUUUCUUCCUUGAUAUUUGAUUUUCCUCAUAAUGGCUUUUCAAUACACUUCCUCUACAAAACGACCCCUAGGCCAAAUCCUGUUAUGGUUUGUUAUUGGACUCAAUGUUGCUGAUCAGAGCUCGCUGCCAUUAAAAUAUGAAGCUCCAGAUGAUUGCCAGUGGUGGCUGAGAGGCCCAAAUGACUCUCACGAAGUGUCCCUGACUUGUAAACUUCGCACAAUAAACAGUGAAUUUGAUACUACAAACUUCAGUGUUAUUCCUUCGGAACACACAACAUCAUUGAGGAUAGAAUGCAAUGAAGACAUGAUGUAUAAAAGCUCACUAGACGAACGGAGUUUUGCGCAUUUAGUGAAACUGCGUGAACUUGUUUUGGAUAGCUGUAAAAUCGGACGAUGGCCGCCCGGCGUCCUCUCUGGCCUUAGAGACCUCCGAAAUUUAACGAUCAGAACUAAAAACACGGAAUGGGCUGCCAUGAGCUUAGAGAUAGCAUCAGAGAGCUUUACGGCCGUUCGGCAAUUAGAAAAGUUAGACCUCAGUUUUAAUAACAUUUGGUCGUUUCCAGAGAACUUGUUUUGCCCUCUCACUAAUCUAGUAUAUUUGAACGUAUCUUCGAAUAGACUUCAAGAUGUAAGUGAUUUGGGAUUCCGAGAGAGGGCUAUGCAUCAGGCGUUAAUUAGUGAUCAAGAUGGUUCUGCACCAACAGUAGCAUCUCUACCACAUUCCACGUGCUCUUUAGAUAUAGAAGUGUUAGAUGCUUCAGGUAAUCAUUUUGUGUUAAUGCCAGACAACGGAUUCAUGGCACUAAGAAGGCUAAAAGAGUUGCACAUUCAUGAUAACGAAAUUUCAAUGGUGGCUGACAAAGCGCUAUCAGGUCUGAAACAACUACAGAUAAUUGAUCUUUCCAACAACAAAAUAGUCGCUUUACCACAAGAUCUUUUUAAAGAUUGUAGACCUGUGAUUAAAGAAAUAUAUCUACAGAACAAUUCCAUUAGUGUGCUUUCAUCCAGUCUCUUCGCUAAUUUAGAUCAGUUAUUAGCGUUGGAUUUAUCAAAUAAUCAUUUAACAAGCACUUGGAUAAAUGAGAAUACUUUUACCGGUCUUAUCAGAAUGGUGCUGUUGAACUUAUCUAAUAACAGACUAUCGAAGCUUGAACCGAAACUCUUCAAAGAUUUAUAUACUCUUCAAAUAUUAAAUGUACAACACAAUAUGUUAGAAAGUAUCGCUGCUGAUACGUUUGCGCCGAUGAAUAAUUUGCACACAUUGAUAUUAUCAUAUAACAAAAUUUCUCAUAUUGAUGCUUAUGCCUUGAAUGGUCUGUAUGUGUUAUCACUGUUAUCUAUAGAUAAUAAUCACCUGGAAGAACUUCAUCCUGAAGCAUUCCGAAAUACUUCUUCCUUGCAAGAUUUAAAUUUAAAUGGAAAUCGUUUGAAGAAAGUGCCAAUAGCGCUUAGAAACAUGCGACUAUUGAGAACUCUCGAUCUUGGCGAAAAUCAGAUAACAUCACUGGAAGAGCCAGGCUUUGUUGGCCUACACAAUGUUUACGGUUUGCGUCUCAUUGGAAAUAAAAUCGAGAAUAUAAGCAAAGAUGUAUUUUCGGACUUGCCAUCCCUACAAAUUUUAAAUUUGGCUCGUAAUAAACUCCGACACAUUGACAUGAAUGCGUUCGAAACGUUAACCAAUUUACAAGCUAUUAGGCUCGACGCUAACCAACUAACUGAUAUUCAAGGGCUAUUUGUAAAUAUUCCCUCUCUGUUGUGGUUAAACGUAUCAGAUAACCAAAUAGAAUGGUUUGAUUAUGCUGUGAUUCCUCCGGGACUUCAAUGGUUAGACCUUCAUAGCAACAACAUCAAAGAGUUGGGUAAUAACUACCGCAUGGACAAAGAGCUGCGGUUACAAACCCUGGACGCUAGUUUCAAUAAAAUGGCGAGAAUAUACACUUAUUCUAUUCCGAGCAGCGUCGAAUUGCUAUUUUUGAAUGAUAAUCAAAUUACGCAAGUUGAAGCUCAAACUUUUGUUGGAAAAACCAAUUUAACGAGAGUCGAUUUGUAUGCAAAUCAGAUAACUAGCAUGGAUCUCAAUGCGCUUCGUCUAACUCCAGUUGAUCCAGGGCGGCCCCUACCCGAAUUUUAUAUUGGAGGAAAUCCUUUCCAGUGUGACUGUACUAUGGAGUGGUUACAACGAAUAAACAAACUCGACCAUCUCAGGCAACACCCGAGAGUAAUGGACUUGGAGAGCAUAUAUUGCAAGCUACUGUAUAAUAGAGAAAGGACCUAUAUCCCGCUCAUUGAAGCGGAAUCUUCGCAGUUUUUGUGUACAUAUAAAACUCAUUGUUUUACAUUGUGUCAUUGUUGUGAUUUUGACGCUUGUGAUUGUGAAAUGACGUGCCCAUCAAAGUGUACGUGCUAUCACGACCAGCCAUGGUCGGCGAACAUUGUGGACUGUUCCGCGGCAGGGUAUUCCGAAAUACCAAACAAUAUACCUAUGGACGCUACUGAACUAUAUUUAGACGGUAACAACUUUGGUGGUUUAACAAGUCAUGCUUUUAUUGGACGUAAAAAUCUAAAAAUAUUGUAUGCAAAUAAUUCUAACAUUGACGCUCUCUAUAAUAAUACAUUUAGUGGACUAAAACGCUUAACGAUUUUACAUUUAGAAAAAAAUAAUAUAAAAGAAUUGCUAGGUUUUGAACUGUCGCCUCUGGAGAAUUUACGCGAAUUGCAUCUACAAGACAAUAAAAUACAUUAUAUUGAUAAUCGAACUUUCAUGGAGUUAAGGCAUUUAGAGGUGCUGCGCCUGGAAGGGAACAACAUUUACGGCUUUGCGGUGUGGCAAUUCACGAUGAAUCCAUAUUUGGUAGAGAUAAGUCUCUCCCGCAACCCAUGGUCGUGCGACUGUCAGUAUAUGCAUAAAUUCCGAAAUUGGUUUAAAAAUAACCUGGGGAAGGUUGAAGAUGCCGAUAAGAUCACUUGCAUUUAUAAUAAUGUGACGAACGCAGUCGGAUCUCACAUGGCCGAUUUUAACUCAACAACUUGCACCAGUCACGUCGGUGGGAGCUCCUCGAUUAUCGAAAAUCAAGUUAUAAAUGACUACCUUCCAUUGUUAUUGAUAUCGUUGUGCGUGUUCGUUAUAAGCUCGGCCUUAAUUUGCGGUGUAUUUUAUUGGCGCCGCGAGCUGCGAGUCUGGAUUUAUUACCAUUGCGGCUUCAGAAUGUGUUAUAAAAGUACGGCAUUCGACGAUGAAGCCGACAAAGAUCGCUUAUUCGAUGCGUAUAUAAGUUACAGCGUAAAAGACGAGGCGUUCGUAGCUCAGAUGCUAGCGCCCGGUUUAGAAUCGACCGACCCCAGCUUUCGGCUCUGUCUGCACUAUCGAGAUUUCAACGCAUCCGCGUAUGUCGCAGACACAAUAAUAGAGGCCGUCGAAUCAUCAAAACGGACGAUAAUAGUCCUAUCUAAAAAUUUCAUUAACAACGAAUGGUGUCGGUUCGAAUUCAAAACGGCACUCCACGAAGUGUUGAAAGAGAGACGCAGAAGACUGAUAAUAAUAUUAUUGGGUGAAUUGCCGAACAGAGAUAUCGACCCGGAGCUACGUUUGUGCUUGAAGGCGAACACGUGUAUAGAGUGGGGUGAUAGGCAAUUUUGGCAAAAACUGAGGUUUGCGAUGCCGGACUUGAGGAAGUGUCAGUAUCACCGUUCGACUGUGAAUAUUUACGCGUCGGUGUCGCCGGUGGGGGCCGGGCGGGCGCCGGCGCCGCCCCCGCCGCCGCCGCCGGGCAAGCUGCCCCCCCUCCUGGGCGACGGGCUGGCCAUGCCGGCCGGCGUCCACGCACGAGACUCGCACCCCCACCGCAUGCCCCCGCACGCGCAGCUCUGGGCGUAGCGUAUGCUCCAACGCAGGUAAACUGACAUAGUCCAUACUUGCAACGCUUAAGCGUAUUAGUCCAACAAAAAGUGAUAAUUAUUUUUAAGUUCCAUCAUAUUUAUUGUAGAUAGGUGAACGCCUGGUCCGAUACCGAUUUUAUUUGUAUAUUAUAGAACGCUAGUUUUUAUUUAAGUUGUUACGGAUUUCCUUUUCCUGCGAUAGUAUUGUCUAAGAGUAGAAAAGAACUGUAUAUAAUUAUGUAAAAAUAUGUUCUAGUAAUGGUACAUUUUUAUGAUUAUGCUUAAAUUAUUAUAAUGCCAAAGUUUAAAACUUACUAUUGUACAGUUGCAUUUAUGAGAUAACUUUGUUAAAAGACGAUUUAUUAAUGUCAUGUAAAGAGACUGUAAAUAAUUAUAAUGUUUGUACAUAAUUAUGUAAAUACUAAAUGAGAUGAAUAACUAUCAGAUAAAAAUCAUGAAAU